Messenger RNA from Ostertagia ostertagi, 273 nucleotides. The record is from the annotation of a GenBank genome assembly. Lineage: Eukaryota; Metazoa; Nematoda; Chromadorea; Rhabditida; Trichostrongylidae.
AUGCUAUGUGUGAGCGGUGAACGAAUAGAAGUUGGCAGCGGUGGUCAGACGUUAAAACGUUCAUUUGCCAGAAAAUACUGUAUCCCUUCCGAUAUCCAUUUGGACUCAAUCAGAAGCCAUCUCGAUCACAACGGAGUUCUCAUCAUCACCGAAUUGGACACGUUGACUGGAAAGUUGAGCGUUUUCAAUGACGUUGAUGAGCGCCAAUGGUGGAGUGGUCCCGUACAAACACCAAGCCGCCCUGGGGGCCGCUCCUCCAAAGGUCUUCUAUGA